Molecule: messenger RNA, 1883 nt
Organism: Leptopilina boulardi
Lineage: Eukaryota; Metazoa; Arthropoda; Insecta; Hymenoptera; Figitidae
Gene: PIG-Q
Product: phosphatidylinositol N-acetylglucosaminyltransferase subunit Q
Exons: 5
Coding region: 244-1809 (521 amino acids)
Biological process (GO): GPI anchor biosynthetic process
Cellular component (GO): endoplasmic reticulum; membrane
Source: RefSeq, a predicted model, not a curated record
UGUAAACAAAUACAAACAACUGCAAAUUGUGAAAAAAAUCUCAAACAUUUGUUUAAAUAUUAUUUACAAAUUACUGCUGAUGUUUACUAAAUGGAAUUUUGUGAAAAAAUGCAUUAUUUUUAUUUAAAACUUUGUGAUAUCGUUAAGUCUACAAUAAAAUAAAUUAGAUCAAAACAAUCAAAGAGGUUAGGUUUUUAUAAAUAAGAAAAUUUUCCACAUAAUUUUAUAAUAGAAUAAUUCACCAUGAAGACACUAUUAAUAUUCAUUCCAAGCCAAUUGUAUAAAGAAAAACCGGGACAAAUGAUCGGCAAAAUUGUUUAUGAUGAGAUAAACGAUGUCAAGAAAUUCUACAUAAUUGGAAGAAAAACGAGUUUACAAAUAAAAAAUAAAACUGAAAUAAUAGGAUAUUAUUUUGGAACUUGUGUAAAUAAUGAAUGGUCCGAUAAAAAAUAUUCAAAUUGGAUAAAUUUGUACGUCAAAUCUGCAAGUGAUGAUAAUCAACAGAAUUAUGAUUAUUGUUUAAAAAAUAUUUUUAUUAACGGUACAAAUAUUUCUCCAAUAACUUGUCACGUUAUGAUAAUUAUAUACGAUCAAUUAUCACUUAUUAAAUCAGAACUUUUUGUUAGUUCAACGACGAAAGAUCAUUUUAUUGAAUUACAACAAUUAUUGAAGAAAAAAGAGAAUCAAAAUGAAAUUAGAAAAAAAACAAUGAUUGAUUGUACACGAGAAUUUAUAUUAACGAAUUUUGCACUUGUUUUGUUUUAUCCAAUUUUGUUUCUUUGUACUGUGAGUAAAUUUCUAUUGCCAAUUUUCAAAUACUCAACACUCGGUUUACAUUGGAAUGGUUGGUUGCAAAAUUUUAAUUGGAUGUUAAAUUCAAUUAUUCACAAGAAGCGAAUUACGAUAAAAACGGGGAAUUAUAUUUUAGCAAUGAUCGUUGAUAUGAUUUUAGGAAUUCUUAUGUUGAGAUUUAUUUUAAUCAGUAUUGAGGAUGUUGCUCCGUCUUCAGUAAUGUUGACUAAUGCUGAUAAAGUCGUCGUGACAUUGAAACAAUUGAUUAACUGGUUAAUGGGAUCACCAGCUGGACUGAAAUUAAAUUCUUGUUUUAAUGAAGUACUGGGCAAAUUUUUUUUAUAUCAUAUUCAUCUUUGGUGGACAUUUCUUACUAUUACUAAACCAGUGAUGGAUUUUGCCUUUGAAGUUGUAUUGUUAUUUGGUCGUUUGGGUUUAACUUUUCAAAUUGCAAUAAUUGCCGAUCUUUUAGCACUUCUUAGCUUUCAUUCAUAUUGCAUUUAUGUUUAUGCAGCAAGAUUAUUUAAUAUUCAACUAAGAGGUCUAACAUCAUUGUUUCGUCUAUUUUUGGGAAAGAAAAAAAAUCCACUUAGAGAAAGAGUUGAUUCAUGUGAAUAUCAACCAGAUCAACUUUUUUUGGGAACUUUACUUUUUACGAUUCUUCUCUUUCUUAUUCCAACUACUUGGGUUUAUUAUUCUGUUUUUACAACGCUACGAUUAAUAAUGAUUGGACUUGGAGGCACAUUAAUAAGACUAAAAUUUUAUCUACAAGUUAUACCAAUUUAUACUUUUGUUAAUUGGAUUUUUCGUGUUGAUAGCGUAAGCAGCAGUAUAAAUAUAAAUUUGCACAAAAAAUCAAACAAGGAACCAAUAACAUUAAUUUCAAAAAUGGUUGUUUCCUCUUGGAAUAAAACGUGGAAACAAUGUAUUCCUGAUACGAUAAAAUUUUAUCCCUCCAUUGAAUGGAAUAAAAUUGUGAAUAAUAUAAUUUGCGGAGAAUUGAUAUAUCCUUUGUGAAAUUAAAAAGAUUCUACCUAUUUAUGUACAUAUAUAUAUAUAUAUUUGUAAAAUAAAAAGUAAAUUGGUAACUA